AUGCUGGCGAAGUAUUCGAGUGCCGGCUUCAUUGCGAAGCUUCUCACGGCGCUGCUGGGGGCGAGUCUUCUGCUGCCGUCUAGUACUACCAAUGCAGCGACGGCGUACCCCAACUGUCCGCUGACCGGCAAGCCACCCACGAAGCCGACAGUGCCUCCCACGCGGUGUGUGGGAGCAUCCAACCUGUCGUGCUGCCCCGACGCUUGCGCCGACCUUAACUUCGCCGUUCAGGCGCUCGCCGUUAACGUAUCCGCCGCGCUGUGGCCCAGUAUGGGGGGUUUCGCCGAGAUCUCCCCUGGGGACUUGCCGGCUAGCAUCGGUACUUUCAUGAAGGGUCAUGAGAUGUGCGCGCACAUCGUGGAGCAACUCGCCUGCGCCGUGCAGUGCAAUCCCGACUCUGGAAACUACUUCACGGGCAAGCCCGGCAAGUACAUGCUGCACAUCUGUUGGGACUACAUGGAUAUGCUCUUCGACGCCUGCUACAUGGUACAAGCGGGGGAACUCCAUUUGGGCAGCUAUUUUCCCUCAGCGGAGGACAUGGUUCGAGGGUUGUACGUGCCGCUGGUCGCGCAGCAGAUCCCCGGCUUCAACGCCAUCAUCGUGGAGACCAACUGCUACUCCUUGGGUGACGCCUUGAUCCCAGUCAUCCCGCUCAGCUGCGACCCGCUCACCAUCCCCGCCACCUGCCCGCCCGGUGCGGUCAACAUGACGGCCGCCAAGGGCGUGUCGGGCCGCCCCCUCGACCCGGCCAUCUGCGCAGGCUUCCCCUACUCCAACGCCACCCGGCCUUUCCCUGACCCUUAUGAUGACUUCAACGCUCCUUACCCCUACACUCCUACUCCUUUGCCUCCCACUCCUGUUCUUGUGCCCGCCUCUCCCGCCCCUGCCCUUUCUCCGCCAGCCCCCAUUACCGGUGCUCCUCCCCCAAGCGCCGUGUCUCCGUCCCCCCCAUCUGUGUCUCCUCCUCCCACUGUCCCCAGCCCCUCUCCUCCUCCUCCUCCUCCCCCCAAGGCUGCUGGGGCCGCCGGAGCCUCUCUGGCUGCGGCGGUUCUGCCGCUGCUGGCGGUUGUGCUGAUGGCGGGGGUAUGA
Closterium sp. Naga37s-1 is the source of this 1089-nucleotide messenger RNA. NCBI's taxonomy places the organism in Eukaryota, Viridiplantae, Streptophyta, Zygnematophyceae, Desmidiales, Closteriaceae. The record is from the annotation of a GenBank genome assembly.